Molecule: messenger RNA, 797 nt
Organism: Daphnia pulex (common water flea)
Lineage: Eukaryota; Metazoa; Arthropoda; Branchiopoda; Diplostraca; Daphniidae
Gene: EloB
Product: elongin-B-like
Exons: 3
Coding region: 137-499 (120 amino acids)
Biological process (GO): transcription elongation by RNA polymerase II
Cellular component (GO): VCB complex; elongin complex
Molecular function (GO): protein binding
Source: RefSeq, a predicted model, not a curated record
AAAAAGUUGAGCUGACAACGUUGUUGACUCGACUUGGUCUUGGAGAGUAGACUAUACCGUGAAAACAGAGAAGAGAGAACGUUUUCUAGAUUUUGAGGUUGACUUAAUAUUCGGGAAACUCGUUUUAAGUCCCGAAAUGGCCGCAGGAAUGUGCGUUUAUUUGAUGAUAAGGAGGAAGAAAACGACAAUAUUUACUGAUGCUAAAGAAACCACAAAUGUAUCUGAGUUGAAAAAAAUCAUCCAAGGAAUAACCAAGAUUGCACCAGAAAGCCAACGUUUGUUUAAAGAUGAUCGGGUCAUGGAAGAUAAUCGUUGUUUGGCAGACUAUGGAUUAAUUUCAACAACUGCUAGAGCCCAAAGUCCUGCAUCCCUCAGCUUGGCCUAUCGAUUGGAUAAUGGAGAGUUUGAAACAGUCGACAUAACACCCCUUUCGUCGCCUCCCGAGCUACCCGAUGUGAUGAAAGGUCAAGAGGCUACCCAUGAAACUUCAGCCAAUUAAUGGGCAACAUUUAAAAGAAUAAUUGGAAGCCAUCAACUGAGUGUUAACAAAUUAAAAAUUGUCUACCUUUGUAACACCUUAUUGUCGAGCCCAACCCCGUUAUCUUUUCCACCUUUCUAAUACUAUCAUAAUUCCUCAUUUUCCUCUCAAGAAAGAAACGUUGAAGAAAGAACGCAGACACGUGGCAGUACGGUAUUACUUCAUGGCUUGCUUUCACCUUGGUAUAUUUUGAUUCAUAAUUGAUUGAUCAAGAAAACAUUCGAAAGGUUAUAUAAAUAAACAGGAGUUCACAUGACAA